GAGAGCGCGCGCGCGCGCGCGAGAGGAGAGAGGGGGGAGAGAGAGAGAGCGAGUACUCGGUGCACGAGCCUAGAGUUUUGCCACUGCCUUGGGCUCUACUCUUCCCUUAAUAAAUGCAUUAUAAAUAUUAAUAUGCCUUCCCCUGAAUUCGGUCUCUUCUCAUGAAAACUAUCUCACAACUGUUUCUUUCGCCGAAUCUCUCUCUCCUUCUCCUUCUUCUUCUCUGCAUGUAAGCAACAACACAAGCACACAGGCACACACAAAACUUUAUAAAACGCCCUUUCCCUUUCAUUGUGGGUUUGCUUCUUUCUUUGUUUCCCUUGUUUACGCCUCUGAUGGGUUGGUUAAAUUUAGGUGGAAAGUUUUGGGGGUGGGAUCUGAUUUUCCUGACUAUUGUUAACGCUACAUGAUCCCGAUGGCCCUUGAACACAAAGAUUAAAACGUGGAGCUUUCGAGAAGAAAUUUUGAAGAAUUUGAUUUCGAAGAUGAUAUGUGAUGAUCUAGCACCACAUAAACGGAAAGCCCAGCGAUCGAAAGAAGCUGAAGUUUGUCGUGAAACAACGCAAAAUUUCUCUGGGGCACACAUGGGAUGCCACAAGAGGAAGGAGUUACCUUACAAUCAACAAAAUCCGCGGAAUCUCUCUGGAGGGUUCUUUGAUUCUAAAGAUGAAAAAAGUAACCGCUCGGGAGCUGGUUUCAUUAAACCUGACAGCUCACUCAAUAGCCCAUGUUUUGCGCCUGUUCAUGAAGGUCAUUUUAGACCAAUGCUUCAACAAGACUUCCAUGUUUGGUCUGCUUUUCAUCCCAAUGUCCAGAAGGCACGACAGAACCAGUUUUAUGCAUUCGAAAGCUGUUUUUAUCCUAUGUCAUCACAAUGUUACCUACCGGAUUUUCGGCUCCAAGAAUUCCAAUAUUUCGUUGUCAUAGACUUUGAGGCAACAUGCGACAAGGAGAAGAAGCCUUUCCCUCAAGAGAUUAUUGAAUUCCCAUCUGUAUUAGUAAACAGUAUGACUGGCCAACUAGAAGAUUGUUUUCAAAUUUAUGUGAGGCCUACAUACAAUCAACAUCUAAGUGACUUCUGCAAGGAGCUUACUGGCAUCCAGCAAACCCAGGUGGACAAAGGUGUUGUUCUGAGUGAAGCUCUGCUUAUGCAUGAUAAAUGGCUUGAAGAGAAAGGGAUUAAACAUACCAACUUUGCUGUGGUGACAUGGACAAAUUGGGAUUGUCGAGUAAUGUUGGAAUCUGAAUGCCAAUUUAAAAAGAUCAGGAAACCACCGUACUUUAACAGAUGGAUCAACCUGAAGGUCCCAUUUCAUGAGAUGUUUGGUGCAGCCAGAUGCAACCUAAAAGAAGCUGUCCAGCGGGCUGGCCUGGCUUGGGAAGGUCGUGCUCACUGUGGCCUAGACGAUGCUAAGAACACUGCCCGUCUGCUUGCCCAGAUAAUGCACCGUGGAUUUAGGUUCACUAUUACUGACUCACUGAUGUGGCAGUCCGCAGAUUGCACCUUGGCAACACAGCAGUUCCUGGAUCCCCAGCAUUCCGUCAGGAUUAAGCACCCAUCACUGCCUUUUAUCUGCUUCCGCCCUGUCCAGGUUGAUCCCAGUAAAGAAUCUAAAGAUCAAGGAAUGUUCUGCUUUUGUGGGGUGAAAAGUAGCAAACAAGUGGCUCAGAAACCCGGACCAAAGCAUGGGAGCUUCUUCUUUGGGUGCGGUAAUUGGACUGCUGCUAGAGGUGCCCGAUGUUCAUAUUUCAAAUGGGCCACCUCUUGACAGAAGGAAAGACAGAGAACUGAAGAAGGUCGCCGGGAAAAAUGAAAACAAAAAGAAACAGAAAGAAGAGAAGAGUCAAUCUACCUUGACUUGUAAAGUUGAUUAAGCCUUAGGAAGCCUCAUGUGGAAAGACAGCUCUUAACUUCUAUAGUUGAUUUAAAAGAAAAAAAAAAGCAUAGAAAUGCAGUUGUACGAGAAUGACUAUGAGAAUAUGCUUUAACCAUGCUGGGACAUGGGGUUUAAUCAUCUAAAAUAAUUCCUGAAUAUAUGUUCUUGAAUAGGAAAUUGGAAUGACAAAAAUCAGUGAUCAGAGUGUUUUCCUUUGUAGCUUA
Messenger RNA from Carya illinoinensis, 2101 nucleotides. RefSeq names its product 3'-5' exoribonuclease 1-like. Gene Ontology annotation, biological process: exonucleolytic trimming to generate mature 3'-end of 5.8S rRNA from tricistronic rRNA transcript (SSU-rRNA, 5.8S rRNA, LSU-rRNA). The record is from RefSeq and is a predicted model, not a curated record. Lineage: Eukaryota; Viridiplantae; Streptophyta; Magnoliopsida; Fagales; Juglandaceae. The transcript has 5 exons. Gene Ontology annotation, molecular function: 3'-5'-RNA exonuclease activity; zinc ion binding; nucleic acid binding. The coding region runs from base 486 to 1769 and encodes 427 amino acids.